AUGUUACCUGUCGAAUUGCUGGAGCGCAUAUUGCUCUACGCGGUUACUACAAACCAAGGAGUGGUGAAUACUAGAAGAGUUCACCAGUUGGCCCUUGUCUCGAAAACCUGGCGUAUCCUUGUCUUGCGGCACCCCGGUUUCUGGACCUCAAUCACCGUCUCCAUCUACACCUCUUAUCAAUCUCACAAGCAACUGGAUCUCCUAGAGGACAGGCUAAAGCGCUCACGCUCGCUUCUUCUUGACGUCGUAUGGGAAAUUUCAAGCGACUGCGAACAAUUGAUACCGGAUAUUGUCUCUCGUUUUGCAUCGUAUGGGGGGUUUGUUCGCUGGAGGACGCUUGUAACGCGCGACUGGCCUUCCCUUACUCUGGACGAUAUCGCAGAGUUGGGUCCGCUGCACAAUCUCACAGAGUUGACGUUGAAGACGCAGAUCUCACAGCGAUUCUUCGACCAUAUUCUCUGCACCGCGACUCAGCUGCGCAAACUCGACGUUAACGGGGGCGGCAGAGAUCUAAGCCUCCAAUAUUCGCAACUGUUCCCGCGUAUUACACAUUUCACUGGACCGCUUCACCCGCCCAACUGGCAUGCCCAAAAGUUUCACAACCUUCGUCAUCUAGAGGUCACUCACCCAACGGACGGCUUGACUCCGGAUGUGCUCGAAGGUCUUCACUCCCUCAUCCUACGCGGAACCUGUGUGGUCGAUCGUGCGGGGCGAAAUGCACCAAACCUUCGAGAAUUGACCCUCGAAGGAUACGCGCGCCGAGCUAUCCAGGUCAUCCGCGCUCCCAACCUCGAAUGUAUCACACUGCGUAGUGUGUACGAACUUUCUCACAUCAUGCAAGGUCUCAAGGACAUCUUGGGGAACAGCCCGCGUCUUCGUCGCCUCUGUCUGAGGACACCGGUCGAGUUGGGGGACCUGCGCUCUCUCAGAGGACACGUUGGAGACAACAUUGAAGAGGUGUCGAUAUGCAUGGAUCUACGGUCCUCAGCUACCUAUGGAGACAUUGCGUCGGCGUUUGUGGAGAGGUUCCCGUGGUCGAGAAAUCCAGCAGAAGAUGGAGAUGGCGAGGUUCUCUUCCCCCGUUUGAAGAGUUUGGAGAUUUUUGCGGCAUACUCGGGUGCAAUUUCUGACAUUUAUUGUGGCCUUGCGAAAAGAUUGCUGCAAGGGAGGGUCGGAACGCAACUAGAGUUUGUUUCCUGCAGAGUGGAUGGCGAAAGGGUCUUUAUUGCCUCUAAGAGGGAUCUUUAG
This is a messenger RNA of Serendipita indica DSM 11827, 1248 nucleotides long. The record is from the annotation of a GenBank genome assembly. Lineage: Eukaryota; Fungi; Basidiomycota; Agaricomycetes; Sebacinales; Serendipitaceae.